GGAGCUGUUUGGACAUUUUAUUUUUUUUCCACUUUUCACUCGUUUUCUCUCCCUGUCCCUGGGAGCGAAAGGCAGGAAACGCUAGCAGGGCACACUGCAGGGGUCUCAUGACAGGCCAGCUUUCCUGUCUGUGAGGCCGGACUGAAAGCAUGGUUCUGGGCAUGUCUGAAAGCCCGCUGGGCCUUGCCCCACUCGGAACGCCACAUAGGCAGCAAAACGAGGUGACAGACAGUGCCUACUUGGGCUCAGAGAGCACCUACAGUGAGUGUGAGACUUUUACGGAUGAGGACACGGGAGCCCUGGUCCCACCUGAGAUGCAUGAGGAUGUGGAGACGGACAGCGGCAUCGAGGCUACACUGCACGACCCCGAAGAAGGCGGAAACAGUUUCUCGCUGAGCUCUGACCUCCAUAAUCACUCCCUGGUGACCGUCAUCGGUGGCGAGGAGGAGCACUUCGAGGACUUCGGGGAGAGCAACACGUCAGAGCUGCUGCUGCUGGAGGCCAACGGCGAGGAAACGGUGGGUGAGGUGGACCCCUCAGUCCUGCAGACCCCCGAACAAGUCAACGGCCCCUCUCUCCUCCUCACGCCCAGCUCAGGCAAGAGACUGUCCAGCAAGAAGGUAGCGAGACAUCUACUCCAGAACACCUCUAUGACACUGGACACCAUGAGCAACCUUACCCGGGACAUCCUGGAGAUGGCAGACAAUGACAUCACGGACAAGGUGCUGCUGUUAGAACGGCGAGUUGCCGAGCUUGAGAAGGAGUCCGAAGCGUCUGGGGAGCAGCAUGCUCGCCUCCGACAGGAGAAUCUACAGCUUGUACACCGCGCCAAUGCCCUGGAGGAGCAGCUCAAAGAGCAGGAGCUCUAUGCCGAGGAGCACCUGCAGCAAGAGACGCGUCGCCACAAGGAGGCAAUCAACAAGCUGGAGAGAGAGAUGGGCCUGGAGGUGGAGAACCUGCAGGCCAGACUGCAGCUGCUUGAUGAAGAGAACAGUGAGCUGAGGUCAUGUGUUCCCUGUCUGAGGGCAAACAUCGAGAGACUGGAGGAGGAGAAGAGGAAGCUGCAGGACGAGACAGAGGAUAUGACAGACCGGCUGAAUGAGGAGAUGGAGUCCUGCAGGAAAAUGGCCGACAAGCUAAGCCAUGAGCGACACCAGAACCAGAAGGAAAAGGAGAGCACACAGGAGCUCAUUGAGGAUCUCCGUAAGCAGUUGGAGCACCUACAGCUGUUCAAGCUGGAGGCUGAGGCCAAGAGGGGGCGCUGUCCCGGUGCCGGUCUGCAGGAAUACCAGACCCGAACCCGCGAGGUCGAGCUAGAGCAGGAGAUCAAACGUCUCAAACAGGACAACCGUAGCCUAAAGGAGCAGAAUGAUGAGCUGAACGGGCAGAUCAUCAACCUUAGCAUCCAGGGAGCCAAGAACCUGAUGUCUGCUCCCUUCUCAGACUCGCUGGCCGCCGAGAUCAACUCAGUGUCCCGGGCAGAGUUGAUGGAGGCCAUCCACAAACAGGAGGAGAUCAACUACCGCCUCCAGGACUACAUCGAUAAAAUCAUCGUGGCCAUCAUGGAGUCUAACCCCUCCAUCCUUGAGGUCAAGUAGACGCCAUCUCGACCAAUCACGACGACUUGGUGGACUAUUUGAAAUACUGGAGACAGACUAUAGACUACUGAGGAGGGAAGUUAAACUAUUCUGGCAACAUUUUGGAGGGAAAAACAAGACUCUUCUCAGAACCCCCCUAAAAGCAGAACUGAAGGAGAUUUUUUUUUUUUCAUUGGUUUAUUUUUUUCGGCACUGUCUAUGUUUGUCUAAAGAAUAAGCUAUUUGGGGUAAAAUGUCCCUCCAAUCUGAGCUUAUAUGGCUGUCUGCAUGUGUGUAUGCAAGUGUGUGUGUUUGUCCCCUGAGUAUGCUCGGGUUCUGGUGACUUCCAUAUGUUUUUGGGGGGAGGGACCUGUGUCUGUUUCCGUGGUGCACGUGAAGGUGUGAAUGUGUAAGUGAGAGAACCGCCCCGCCCCCCCUUUUCCCAUCACACCCAUGACUCAACAAGUUUGGCUGACAUUUGAAAGUCAGCCCGGAGACAAAGAUAAUCCCAAGUAUUUAUUAUUUACACAUGUUGAGUAUUUCACCAAGUGGGAACUUUCCUCAUGAUGUCUUAGAAUCUGUUCUGCUGAAUCGGGCCAGUCGUGUUUCAGCCUCACUGAUUGGUUGAAACCGUAUGAAGCCCCGGUCAGGAGACCACGAGCAGCCAUUGGCUCUCUUUAACAUGCUUGAAUUUGUCGUGCUGCCUACCAAACCAAUCAGUUUUUCCUCGUGUCCCACCUCUUUACUGUGAUUGGACUAUCUUUCCUGUCAACCCAGGUGAGGGACAUUUCUGGGGUCGAAAAUGGGAAAUGCCCUGAGGGUUUUGUGUGUGUGUGUGCGUGUGUGCGUGGUGUCUUUACAUUCCCUUUGUGCUUUAUGUUACUUCAAGGUUUUUGAAGGUGUCUGAUGACCGACAAGGAACACGAACGACACACUAUCUUCUUGUAGUCAGUCUCUUGAGAAAAUUAACUGGCUGGUUUAUUUUUUUACUAUGAAACAAGAGUCCUGGAGUCCAGGUGGGCUGGAAAGCUCCAUUAAAAAAGACUUAAUUUCCCAUAUUUAUGUCACUAAUGCUUGGAUCAAAUGAAACUCCAACUACCAUAAGUAACAUUCCUUAUGAAGUACAUAUACUUUAACUGACAAAAUAUAAACAAUCAUACUGAUAACUAUACUUUUAUUGUAAAAAAAAAAAAAGUAAAAAAAAUACUAACACCUUAAAAGAGUGAAGCAGAGGUGGUCUGGGAAAUGUAGUUUUUUUUUUUUUGGUAGGUCGGCAAACUGCCCACCUGACCCCCAGUGAUCUCUCGCUGAGUAACAGGGAGCUAAUUCAGGUUAGCAACCAUCUCUGCUGGACUAGCAUCUUAAGAGUCCAAGAGGUGGUUAAAGACUGAAAUUUGUUGAUAUUUGACUUGUUGUAUAUGAAAUAACACAUUCUGUAGAACUUUGCACUCUGUUUUGUUUCGAUUACAAAAAAAAUGUGUGUUGUCAAAAACAAGGCGAAUGAUUUGUUGUGAAGAGACGAAAUCCCAAAUUAAUACUUGGAACCCCACAUGAAGGUGAAUACAGGGAGUUGCUGAAGGAAUGCAAGAAUCAGCUGAUUCAUAGCUGCUGCCAGGUUUAGCUACACUCAUCUCGUUCACAUGUUAAGAUUAAAAUGGAGAAUUCACACGAGCGAAAAUACCCAAUGGCAGUUCGAAGAGGUGCAUGCGAGCUGUUGCCGUGUCAGA
Molecule: messenger RNA, 3304 nt
Organism: Lampris incognitus (smalleye Pacific opah)
Lineage: Eukaryota; Metazoa; Chordata; Actinopteri; Lampriformes; Lampridae
Product: rab11 family-interacting protein 3-like
Exons: 11
Coding region: 150-1598 (482 amino acids)
Biological process (GO): regulation of cytokinesis; endocytic recycling
Cellular component (GO): recycling endosome membrane; cleavage furrow; endocytic vesicle
Source: RefSeq, a predicted model, not a curated record